Molecule: messenger RNA, 4619 nt
Organism: Cyclopterus lumpus (lumpfish)
Lineage: Eukaryota; Metazoa; Chordata; Actinopteri; Perciformes; Cyclopteridae
Gene: eps8l1a
Product: eps8 like 1a
Exons: 14
Coding region: 2301-3890 (529 amino acids)
Biological process (GO): regulation of Rho protein signal transduction; Rho protein signal transduction; positive regulation of ruffle assembly
Cellular component (GO): plasma membrane; ruffle membrane; vesicle
Molecular function (GO): actin binding
Source: RefSeq, a predicted model, not a curated record
GGCGCAGGAACACACUUUGUCGUCGCCAACUCCGAGGAGACAUAAAGGAGACGUUACUGCAGAUGGAGCCAAUGGGAGGACUGAGGGGGCUGAACUGCCCUUCCCAAAACGUUUAACGGAGCAGGACAACACACGGCUGGAUGUUCCGGUGUGAAAGCCAGCAGGUUGGACAACAAAUACCGCUGAAGAGAGUCGUGCGCACCGACAUGUGGUCAGACUCACUGCGCUGCUUGAGAAAGUAUUUAAACACGGAGAUGUGAAAGCCGCCGAUUUUUAACUGCGCGUAUAUUCGUGCAAUUAUGGUACAGGCGCCCACUGCAUCUUUAGUAAAAGGCAGAACAAGGUUUAUGCACGAGUGCGCAGAACAAAAGCGAACAAAUAAUGUGCGCCCAAUUAGCGGCGAAAUAAGUCCCAAAUAACUCGCAUCAGCUCACGCACAUGUGACUUAUGGAGAAUACAGGCAAGUUAUGACGAGGUAUAUGUUUUGGCUGCCAACUACAAAGUGCACUUAAGUGUACUUAAUGAAAAAACAGCAGGCAUGGGGAUAUUUCCUCCUGUUUAAAAUAUCUGUGGGGCUGAGACGAGACCUGUUGUUGCUCAAAGUUAUGUGUAUUAUAUUACCAGUAAUACAUGUAAAUUAUUCUUUAUUCGAUUAGGUUAAAGAAAUACAAAGAGCUGACUACUUGACUAAAUUGGCCAAGAACUUGGCCAGUAGUCUGGCUUUAAUUCAGGCCAGGUGAAGGCAGCUGCAAAGAGACUUUCUGUUCAUAUAAAGUUGUUUUAAUCAACACUGGAUCCUUUCAGAGCAGCUGUCCUGAAGAUCGUUGACCCGAAUAUGCCUCCACCCCACCAUUUAGCACUGCACUGUCCAAAAUGUCACAAUGCCAUGACGACAAGAUCUGAAGCACCAGGAGAAAGAGAUGGAAAUGCUUGUUGCUGUUUUUUUAAAUGUCGUAUAACAAGAUAUUCUGCAAUGUGUAAUAACAAAACGGUACGUGAAUCAAUUAUUUGUAUACCAGCUGUUAUUAGUUCAGUGUCAACAGUGGUAUAUUCUUCAGUGAAUGGCACUGAAGUGAAUGUAUUGCAUUGCAAAACUAAAGGCUUUUUGGAAGAAAACAUGAAACAUGGAGCUGAAUCCGUUUUGCUUGCAGUUGUAUGGCAGCCCCAUUUUCCGCCACCCUUUUGAGUGACCACCUGUUCAUAACCUUCCAGACCUGUUCAACAUGAUGAGAGCUGCAGGGACAGAUGAUGAUGACCUCUAACAACCAGCUGGGGUCACUGUUCCCCAACUGCUCAGUUUUCCUUAACGCCAUGACCUAUCUCCUUUUCUUGUACCUAGGGAGUAUCUUAUCUCUGCUUUUCUUAUCUUAGUGACUUUAAUCUGCAGUUGUUCAAAGUAUGACUCCAUCCUUCCUCCCUUAAAUGUUUAGCAACUUCUUCUUGGUAAAGUACUAAUUAUUCUAGCUGUGUAAUACAAAACUGAAUAAAACUGAAGUUUGGCUAGGGUCCUAUUGACAUUGAUUUUCUGAAAACACACACAUCCACUAUUAUCUGCAACAGAAGCAGUGCUCUGAAAAAAUAUCAGAAACCAGCUAUGUAAUGUUUUGUCAACAUCCUUUACCACCUUCUCAGAUCUAAUUUAAUGCACAUGUCUUCCUGUCUGUGGUUGCAAACAAACUCUUUUUUAUAAUCUUGAGACAUCCCAGUGAUUAUAUUCUAUGCAAUUUAACGACCACAUUGUUCCUUAAAUCAGUCAUUUACUUUUUUAAUCAAAAUCAAAUCAGUUAAGCCAGUUACCAUUUCUCCUUUGAGGAAGAUCCAAAGGUGCAUUCACAUCUUUAAUUAAUUUUUAAUGACACACUUUUAUCUAACGAUUUAAACUCUGAACUUUAUCUUGGGCUAGUCUCAAAAUUAAACUUAAUGUCACAGAUGUAUGAAGGUGGGGAGUUUGAGGAAGACAGCCUUACCUAUCUGGAAUGUCAUGUGUCACUUUGGGCCCAUGGCACAAGCCACAGGUGGUUGUUGAAUGAAAUGCUUGUCAUUAGAAAAGAGAAGCUCACAAAUGUGCAGAGAGAAGAAUGGGAGGGAGGAGCAUGUGUGUGAGUAUGUGUGUGUUUGUCUGUGUAUCAGAGAAUCAAAGAGGGAGUGAAAGCAACACAGAAAGCCAUACUUGUUUUUCUCGUUUCUGCGUAUCUCCAGAAAGUGGGACGUCCUUGUGUAUCCGAACUCAGAGCUCAUGCAACUCAGCACGAGAGCUGGUCUCUGUGCCUUGGAUUUAAACACUCAAACCGCACUAAAAGAUGUCUGCAACACCGCCUGCGGUGGCCCCGAGAAUGUAUUCAGGUGUCCGAGUUAUGUUAAUUCCAGGGCAGCAGCCCCGUCCCGGUGGCCUGCCCAUUUACACACAUGUUCACAAAGAAAAAAGUGCCAUUAAGGAGUCAAAUUAUCCAUCUCUACUGAAUGCAGAGAGAGAAUUGGAGUUUAUGAACCACUGCUUUGACGACGUGGAGCGAUUCAUGGCACGCUUGCAGCAGACGGUUGAGGCCCAGAGCGUUCUCAGCCAAAGGGGGGGAAAGAGAAGCAGAAAGAGCAAGAAGAAGAAGGACCAAGAAGAUGAUUUGUUGGCCCUGAAAGCUUGCCCUCCAUCAGCGGAAGAAUUUGUGGACCUCUUUCAGAAAAUCAAGUACUCCCUCAGUCUGCUGGACCGUCUCAAGUCAACCAUUGCACAGCCUGAUGCACCAGAGCUGCUGCAUCACAUCUUUGUGCCUCUUAGACUGAUGAUGCAAACCACUGGAGGGCCAGCUUUAGGAGCAUCGGUGGUCAGUCCUGCUAUGACCAGUGGUGCGGUUUUACUGCUCCAGGAGCAUCUGAUUGCAGAGGAAAAGAAGCUGUGGACUUCAUUAGGGGCCAACUGGACUUCACCCUGUUUGCACCUUAAUGUGUCUGUACCUCCAUACUCACCUGUCUUCCUGGAUGGGUGGAAGCCUCAGGCCUAUGAUUCAACGGGCCAGCUCUUCGAAGAUCCCAUCGAGUCACAGCACAAACAAGAUGCUUUGAGGGAAAGUAGAAGUUUACAGGACCAAGUUCAACAGACAGCGGAGCUUCCUGGUGAAGGCAAUGAAGAAGUAGAUGGAAAUGGGCUCCCUCCAGAGGGUGAGAGACUUUACUGCUGCAGUUAUGACUUUGUGGCUAGAAACAGCAGUGAACUCUCUGUGCUCCAAGGAGAAACACUGGAGGUCAUUAAUAUGUCAAAGAAAUGGUGGAAGUGUCAAAAUCGCUUCGACCAGAUAGGAUUUGUUCCCUCUAAUAUCCUGGAGCCUCUGUCUGCUCUGAAUAACCCUGGGAGGGACAGCCCAGCGGUACACAGAGAGUCAAAGAAGAUGCCCAUUUCCCCUGGGACAAAGUUCUUCUCAUAUGCUCCAUCAAGCCCAGUUGGGACCAGUCCUACAAGCCCAAUGCGACCACAGAGCAUGGUUUUACCAUCAAUACAGGGAGAAGACAAUGACCGAGUCCUGAUGGUGAAUGAUGAGCUCCUUCAGCGGUUAGCUGAGAAAAGAGGCUCAGUUCGUCCACUGGUGGUCCCCCGCACAGCUGACACUACUCCCCUGAACUACCACUCACCGUCUGCCGAGGUGGAGGCCUGGCUAACCACGAAGGGCUUCAGUCAACAGACAGUUCAGGGUCUGGGCAUUUUAAAUGGUGCGCAGCUUUUUUCCCUAAAAAAGGAGGAGCUCCGCGCUGUGUCACCAGAGGAAGGUGCAAGAGUCUACAGCCAAAUUAUGGUGCAGAAGGCCCUUCUCGAGGAUGUGCACAAAUCUACUGAACUAGAGACGGUGAUGGAGAAGCAAAAGCUGAAGAUUGGCUUGAAAUCAGAGGAUGAUUCAAUGUGACGGAGCUCUCCAACAUUCAGAUACAAAUCAAUGGAGAUAACUGUAAUAUUGCAUAUACAGCUGGAUGCAGUGAUGUUGCAGAUGGAUUUUAAUAUUGAAUCAUGUUGUAUCUAUGUGCUACAGAUUCUUCAGCAUGAGCAAGCUGUGUUAAAAGUAAAACUCACUCACUAAUACUAUUUUUACAUGUUUUUAAAGACAUAUCAGAGUCAGAGUUUUACUAUUCUUACCAUUUGGUAACAUUAUACUUUUUACAAUUUCAAUAUUUCUAUCAUCCUUUGUUUAGGCAAUAUCUGAAAAAAAUAAAUAAACCUUAUAACAUUCUGAUGAUUAGAGUUCUACGUUAACAAUGGACUGAAACUGCUUUUUGUGCUACACGAAAAGGGAAUUUGGUUUAAAAUGUUUAUGACUCAGUAUCGUUCAAAUUUCUAUCGUUUGUGUUUUUAUUGCUUGCAUAUCUAUCUGAGUUAAGACCAAAUACACAUUGAACUGUUAAAUGAAGAAUACACAAUUUCAGUUUGACUCUUUGUACGAUUUUUAUGGAGACUAAAAUGUUUCUGUAUUUUUCUUUGUGACCUCAGCUGUGGAGAAUAUCAUGACAUAAUGUAAAGUAACACAUCAAAAAGUAUGUGUAUUUUUUAACCAUAUAUAUUUCUUUGCAUCUUCCAUUUUAUGAUCAAAAUAAUUUAAAAUCUAUACAUAUAUUUGAAGUCAUUUUUUCAACUGUAUGAA